ACUUUCUGUCUAUCUCUUCUUCUUAUCUCUUUCUUUUCUCUUUCUUUUCUCUUUUCUCACGAACCCUAGCUAGAGAUACACACCCACCCAUGUCUGAUGAUAAAUCUACAGCAAGAGAUCUAUAUUACCAAGAAUAUCAUCAUCAAUUAUACAACAACAACAACUAUGAUCGUUCUACUUUCAAUCAUCAAACCAGCAUUAAUAACAUUCCACGGUCAUCGUCGACAUCAUCAUUUCAUAAUGAUCUGAAUGGGUUGCUCAGUAGUAGUAGUAGCAGUGAUCCAUUAACGCAGCAACAACUAAGUUUCACUGACUAUCUUCAUGGCACCUCGGUGGAUUAUAACACAGGUGACAGAGAUUUUAACUUAUUGCCUUGUUCAUCGCCUGAGAUUUUCUCUUCUUUAGAUGUUGUGGGUGGUGUUCUAGAUAACAACAAGAAUCAUAUUGGUGGAAGUAAGAUCAGUAAUUUAGUUGUGGAUUCAGCUUGGUGUACUAAUAUUGUUAAUAAUCCGGUGACACCGAAUUCUUCAUCGGUUUCUUCCUCGUCUACAGAAGCAGCCGGUGAUGAUGAUUCUUGUAAUAAAAGAAAGAACAACGAUGAGAAUCAAUUGUCGAAAGGGUCUGAAGAUGGAACUGAUUUCCCUAAGAAUAAACUGAACAAACAGAACAAGAAAGUCGAUAAAAAGCAAAGAGAACCUCGUUUCGCUUUCAUGACUAAGAGCGAAGUCGAUCAUCUUGAAGACGGAUAUAGAUGGAGGAAAUAUGGGCAGAAGGCCGUAAAGAAUAGCAUUUAUCCAAGAAGCUAUUAUCGAUGUACCACACAGAAAUGCACGGUGAAAAAACGCGUUGAAAGAUCAUUUCAAGAUCCAGCAGUUGUUAUAACAACAUAUGAGGGCCAACAUAACCAUCAAAGUCCGGCAACACUUCGAGGAAAUGCUGCUAGGUUAUUAGCACCAUCCAUGUUAACAUCGUCAUCACCAUUUCUUGGUUCGAGCAGCUUUCCUCCUCGUCAUCAAGACCUAAUGCUUCGCAUACCCUCAUCAUCAUUGACAAACGACAAUAACCAAGUUCAUGAUCAUAAAUCAUCAAACUACAUGUACCCGCAACAUAACCUAACUCCUACCGCUACUGUUCUUCAUCAACAACAGCUUCGAGUACUUCCAGCUGAUUAUGGUCUGUUACAAGACAUGGUUCCUUCUUUCAAUCAUAAUGAACAGAAACAUCCAUGAGCAUGAAGUUUCUGGCGCUAGCUCUUAAUAUAUCAAUUGUUUCUUUUUUUAUGCAGUAUCCUUCUUCGGUUCUUGCCCUCGUCGGCCAUAUUUUACUGAACUUAUACACUUGUAUGUAUAAUUAAAUAUAGUAGUGUUGAUUAGUUUCAUUUUAAUAUCUGACUUGAUAUAAUAAGUAGUACUACAAAUAAAUUUAUAUAAACUUUUCUA
Molecule: messenger RNA, 1439 nt
Organism: Papaver somniferum (opium poppy)
Lineage: Eukaryota; Viridiplantae; Streptophyta; Magnoliopsida; Ranunculales; Papaveraceae
Product: WRKY transcription factor 71-like
Exons: 3
Coding region: 90-1229 (379 amino acids)
Biological process (GO): regulation of DNA-templated transcription
Molecular function (GO): sequence-specific DNA binding; DNA-binding transcription factor activity
Source: RefSeq, a predicted model, not a curated record